Molecule: messenger RNA, 1833 nt
Organism: Aspergillus calidoustus
Lineage: Eukaryota; Fungi; Ascomycota; Eurotiomycetes; Eurotiales; Aspergillaceae
Source: the annotation of a GenBank genome assembly
AUGCACCAGCAUCUCCAAUAUGACACGGAUGUCCUGAUCGUGGGCGCUGGCCCCGUAGGCAUGCUCCUUGCAUACCAGCUGGACCGGCUGGGCACUUCCUGUUUGCUCGCCGAGCGGAACCUCGAGACAACAAAAUGGCCAAAGAUGGAUCUCACCAACUGCCGGAGUAUGGAGAUCCUGAGAGUGCUCGGGCUAGCAGACGACUACCGCGCACAGGUUAAUGCUGUAGGCGCCGAUGCGAACUUUGAUUCUGUCUUCGUGACGAGUCUGGCACCAGAGGGGCGGCUACUGGCUGAUUGGAAAAUUCCCUCGGUCAACGAACAACGCGAGUAUAUUAGACUGCACAAUGAUGGCACACAGCCUGCGGAACCAGGCCAACGCUGCUCGCAGAUUAUCUUCGAAGCCUGGCUCAAGGGCAUCGUGUCCGAGAAAGCGAACGUUACGUCCAAAUUCGGUUGGACUUACGUCGGGCAUAUCGAAAUAGACAACGGAGCCAUGGCUACCUUUAUAGACCGAACCGGGGCCUCGCAUGUUGUCCUUGCUCGCUAUCUGGUUGGCUGCGAUGGCGGGAGCAGCAGCGUUAGAAAGUGCGCUAGGAUCAAGAUGCUGGGUGGUCAAAUCCCCGUCCGGUUUUAUCUUGUCCACUUCCGCUCCGCCGAGCUCGCGCAGAAACUAAAGUUUGCCCGUUUCUGGCAUGCGUUCCCCGUCGGCACCGGGUUUCUGAUCGAUCAAGAUGAGAAGGAUACCUUUACCGCGCACUAUCCCCUACCUGAUGGAAUGGAGGAGAACCUCGACCCGCGCGAAGUUGUCUGCAAAAUGCUAGGCGGAUGUCUUGGGAAAUGGGAACUCAAGAUCGACGAGGUCCUCGUUCACAGCGCGUGGCAGCCGAGUUUCAGUGUGGCUGAAAGUUAUUCCACGGACAAGGGGCGUGUGCUUCUUGCCGGAGAUGCAGCGCAUCGAAACCCACCGCACGGCGGGUACGGUAUGAACAGUGGUGUAGUAGACGCGAUUGACCUGGGCUGGCGACUGGCGGCGGUAGUCAAUGGAUACGGAGGCGAUGGACUUCUAAAGGCGUACGGGGACGAAAGGCGCCCAAUGAUGAUUCGAGCGUUGCAGCGGUCGCACCGCCACGUCCUCGAGCACGUCGUCCUGGGAGACAUCUACAACCAGGUAUUGGCGAGCUUGGUGGGGAACACCUCGGAAGCCGAACAAAAGCAGGCAUUUGCCCUGGUUAAGAAUUACAUAACAACCUCUGGACCUGAGACCAUGGACCGGGGGAUCGAACUCGACUUGAGGUAUGAUCAUUCGCCCUUCGUCUAUAUUGACGGCACGCCUCCAGUGCCCUGGGAGGUGAAGAGCUACCAGCCCAGUACCCGCCCGGGCUCGCGAGCUCCACACGUCUUCCUGAAAGAUGGAGUGACCAGUACAUAUGAUCUCUUUGGUGCGGAAUGGACGCUGAUUCAUUUUUGCGAGGACGGCGAGGACAAUGGGGUUAGCACGCUGAGAGGUACGGCGAAGGAGAUGGGCUUCCCAGUAAAACAUGUUGCCCUUGCAGGAGAAGAUCACGUCCGGGACAUUUGGGAGCGAGAUCUUGUUCUAGUGAGACCCGAUACUCAUGUUGCGUGGAGGGCGAACAAAGCACCCACAACCCGAGAGGAGGCGGAACAGAUUCUCCAGGUUGUUGCAGGAAAACUGUCGUUCCCUGGGCAUCGCAAGUCAGAGGUUCUCCAUCAGGCAGAACAGGAGUUCUUGAAAACGGCGGAAUCAUUUACUGGAAAUGGUGACGGAGACAAGCCAGCGAUCAUGGGCGAAGGGGGCAGUUCAUUUGUUUAG